Molecule: messenger RNA, 799 nt
Organism: Manihot esculenta (cassava)
Lineage: Eukaryota; Viridiplantae; Streptophyta; Magnoliopsida; Malpighiales; Euphorbiaceae
Product: 40S ribosomal protein S12
Exons: 4
Coding region: 153-575 (140 amino acids)
Biological process (GO): translation
Cellular component (GO): cytosolic small ribosomal subunit; ribosome
Molecular function (GO): structural constituent of ribosome
Source: RefSeq, a predicted model, not a curated record
CAAGUCCCCGCAGGCAACGACAUUAAAAGCCGAAGACUACACUCAAAACCCUAAUCUCUUCAACUGAAACUUACAAGACUCGGCCACGAGCCACCUCCUCUCCCUCUUCCUCAUUCUCUCUACGCUUUAAUUCUAUAUUUCCAGGAGUGAAAAUGUCCGGUGAGGAGGGUACCGUCGCCGUUGAGACCCCGUCUCAGCCUCUUGGCGAGGCCAUGGACUUGAUGACUGCAUUGCAGCUAGUUCUCAGAAAAUCUUUGGCUCAUGGUGGGCUUGUUCGAGGUCUUCACGAAGGUGCAAAAGUGAUCGAGAAACAUGCUGCCCAGCUCUGUGUAUUGGCUGAGGACUGCAAUCAGCCUGACUAUAUUAAGCUUGUGAAAGGGCUUUGUGCUGAUCAUGGUGUUGGCCUCUUAACGGUUCCCAGUGCCAAGACUCUUGGAGAAUGGGUUGGAUUGUGCAAGAUUGAUCCCGAGGGCAAGGCCAGGAAGGUAGUUGGUUGUUCUUGCGCUGUAGUUCAGGAUUACGGUGAGGAGAGUGAAGGUCUUAAUGUUGUCCAGCAACAUGUCAAGUCUCACUGAGUAGCAAUGAAUCUGUUAUACCCUGGGCUUAAUUAAAAGUUAAUAUGUAGAGACCUUUUGUUUUCAUAUAUCCUUUGGGGUUUCUGAGUGCUUGCUAAUUGCAGGUGCUUGCAUUUGAGUUGUUUCUUAUCAUUGUGGUUUAACGUUUUUCUUGAUGUAUGACAUGCGGAAUUAGAACCUUUUUGGGUUUGAAAUUGAACACAAUGCAUGAUUGUUUAGAUGUA